Messenger RNA from Sceloporus undulatus (fence lizard), 3313 nucleotides. It is a transcript of the gene ENPP2, whose product is annotated as ectonucleotide pyrophosphatase/phosphodiesterase 2. Lineage: Eukaryota; Metazoa; Chordata; Lepidosauria; Squamata; Phrynosomatidae. The record is from RefSeq and is a predicted model, not a curated record. The transcript is spliced from 26 exons. The coding region runs from base 151 to 2883 and encodes 910 amino acids. Gene Ontology annotation, biological process: phosphatidylcholine catabolic process; immune response. Gene Ontology annotation, molecular function: phosphatidylcholine lysophospholipase A1 activity; phosphodiesterase I activity; zinc ion binding.
UGAAACCUCCCCCUGGACAAAUCACAUUGCGGCUGUCAACCUCACCAGGUGGGAUUAGUUGUAGCUAAUAGACUGAGCAAACAGAGCCCUGCACUCAGUUUAAAGCCAAAGCGAAGCCACUGUGGAGGCUUUUCAAGAAUCCUCUUUAGCAUGGCUAAGAAAAACUCCUUCCAUUUACAUCAGGUAAUAUCCUGGUUCACCUUUGCUGUGGCUCUGAAUGUCUGCUUUGGAUUUGUAGCUGAGAGGUUUAAGCAAAGCAGCGAUGUGGUGGAAGAUGUUCGUAUCUCAGUCUUAUCAGAUUCCUCUUCGAUCAAUACUUCUGGCUCCUGCAAAAACAGAUGCUUUGAAAUUCAAGAUGCAGAGCCUCCAGGUUGCCGCUGUGACAACUUGUGCAAGAGCUACUUGAAUUGUUGUGCUGACUGGGAAGAACUAUGUUUAAAGACAGCUGGAGGCUGGGAAUGUACAAAGGAGCGCUGUGGAGAGACACGCAACGAAGAGAAUGCUUGCCACUGUUCAAAUGACUGCCUGUCCAGAGGGGACUGCUGUACGAAUUACCAUGUUGUUUGCAAAGGAGGAGAACACUGGGUUGACGAUGUUUGUGAGGAUAUACGUACACCAGAAUGCCCAGCAGGGUUUCAUCGCCCUCCAUUGAUAAUCUUCUCUGUUGAUGGCUUCCGUGCAUCCUACACAAAGAGCGGCAGAAAAGUAAUGCCCAACAUUGAAAAAUUAAGAACCUGUGGAACACAUGCUCCAUACAUGAGACCUGUCUAUCCUACAAAGACUUUCCCUAACUUGUAUACUUUGGCAACGGGGCUGUAUCCUGAAUCUCAUGGAAUCAUUGGAAAUUCGAUGCACGACCCUGUAUUUGAUGCUGGCUUCAGCCUUCGAGGCCGGGAAAAAUUCAACCACAGAUGGUGGGGAGGCCAGCCUAUAUGGAUUACGGCUGUCAAGCAAGGAGUGAAAGCAGGUACAUUCUUUUGGUCUAACAUAAUCCCUUACGAGCGCAGAAUAUUAACUAUACUACAGUGGCUAACUUUGCCAGAAAAUGAAAGACCUUAUGCUUAUGCAUUCUACUCUGAUCAACCAGAUAUUGCUGGUCACAGAUAUGGUCCCACUGAGGAGAGUAGUUUUGGCUUACCACUUACUCCAUCUAAAAGACCAAAGAGAAAGAUCACUCCUAAGAGGAGACAGAAAAGACGUGUUGAUUCUUCAAAGAGAAGAAGAAAAGUACCUAGAGCGGAACAAUACUCUACGGAAUCCCGUCGGAACAAAAUGUUGCAUCAUACACUAAGAGAGAUUGACAAGAUACUGGGGCAACUAAUGGAUGGCUUGAAGCAGCUGAAUCUCCACCGUUGUGUCAACAUUAUCUUCGUUGGUGAUCAUGGAAUGGAGGAAGCAACUUGUAACAGAACUGAAUAUUUGAAUAACUAUCUGUCUAAUGUAGAUGACAUAAUUUUGAUACCUGGAACGUUGGGCCGUAUUCGUCCCAAAGCUAAUACUAACGUCAAAUAUGACCCGAAAGCCAUUGUAGCCAAUCUAACAUGCAAGAAGAUUGACCAGCACUUCAAGCCCUAUUUGAAGCAACAUCUUCCCAAGCGUUUGCAUUAUGCAAAUAACCGAAGGAUUGAAGAUAUUCAUUUGUUGGUGGAAAGACAAUGGCAUGUGGCCAAGAAGCCUGGAGAUGUGUAUAAGAAAUCAACAGGAAAAUGUCUUUUCCAAGGAGACCAUGGAUAUGACAACAAGAUCAGUAGCAUGCAGACAGUCUUUGUAGGCUACGGACCUUCAUUUAAACACAAGGCAAAAGUACCUCCAUUUGAGAAUAUAGAACUUUAUAAUGUUAUGUGUGAUCUACUUGGAUUGAAGCCUGCUCCUAAUAAUGGCACCCAUGGAAGCUUAAAUCACCUACUGCGAAGCAGUACAUAUAAGCCAGUGAUGCCAGAUGAAGUUGCUAGGCCACUCUAUCCUGUAGCUACAACACCUUCAUCUGACUAUGAUCUGGGGUGCACAUGUGAUGACAAGAAUAGACUGGAUGAACUCUAUCGGCGCCUUCAUGUCAAAGGAACAGAAGAUAAGCACCUCCUUUAUGGACGUCCUGCUGUUCUUUAUCGUACAAAAUACAGCAUCUUGCACCACCAUGACUUUGAAAGUGGCUACAGCGAAACAUUUAUGAUGCCUCUCUGGACAUCUUAUACUAUUUCAAAACAGUCAGAGGUGUCUGGAGUCCCAGAGCACUUGGUCAAUUGUGUAAGGCCUGACCUGCGUGUUUCUCCAAGCAACAGUCAGAGUUGUACAGCAUACAGAGUGGACAGACAAAUGUCUUAUGGAUUCCUAUUCCCACCACAACUCAGUUCCUCAACAGAAGCAAAGUAUGAUGCAUUUUUAAUAACAAAUGUCAUUCCAAUGUAUCCUGCCUUCAAAAAGGUGUGGAAUUACUUCCAACGUGUUUUGGUGAAGAGAUAUGCCAUUGAGCGGAAUGGAGUCAAUGUUAUAAGUGGACCAAUCUUUGAUUAUGAUUUUGAUGGUUUGCAUGACACACCAGACAAAAUAAAACUGUAUGUGGAAGGAAGUUCAGUCCCAGUUCCAACGCACUACUACAGUAUUAUAACAAGCUGUUUAGAUUUUACUCAGCCAGCUGACAAGUGUGAUGGGCCACUGUCUGUUCUGUCGUAUAUAUUCCCACACCGGCCUGACAAUGAUGAGAGCUGCACUAAUUUCUCUGAGGAUGAAUCCCAUUGGAUCGAAGAUCUGUUGAAAAUGCACACUGCCCGAGUUCGUGACAUUGAGCAGCUUACCAGCUUGGACUUCUUCCGGAAGACUAGCCGAAGCUACACAGAAAUCCUUUCUCUAAAGACAUAUCUGCAUACAUUUGAAAGUGAAAUUUAACCUGCUCUUAAACUCAGUCAGUCCAUCCAUCCUCUCAUGAAGUGGUGUAUAUUUUUAUAUUAUAUUUAUUAAUUUGAAACAGGACAUUAAAAUUAUUAGUGUGGUUUAAUAAUCUUGCAUCAAAUCUUAAAUAUAUUAAAAGAUGUGUCAGUUGUUCUUGAUUCUUUAAUGUAGGGCAUAUGGUUUGGUCUUCUUGGAAGAGAACUCUUGGGGCCUCUUGGUCAAGGCUUUCUAAAAUGGUGCUGCAGAAUCAGUUACUUACUUUGAGGAAACUUAAUAUUUUUCCAGCACUCCCUUGCCUCAUUUUUUUUAGUCCUGUACUGUGUAUCAAACGUGUAAAAUGACAAUUACUAUUAACUAUGUGAUAGACAUAUUUAAGCUCCAUAGAGAAUAGAAACUUAAAUAUAAUAAAAUCACACAUUCAGUUUUU